GUUGGCUCGCUCUCGCGCUGGUUCCGGUAUCGGGCAUGAGCGUUUGAGGAGCUCGGCCGCAGUACGACGCCGAUACGCCUCCACUGAAGCCCGUCAGUCCCUUUCACCAAAGCCCUGAGGCAAUCAUGGAUUUUACUACCUGACACUGGAUGGUUGUUCUGGAUCUUGCGUUCAGCUCGAACCCAAAACGUUUGUUUUCACUCAAGCCCAGUCUCUCACUGGGGUCGCGUGAGUGGCGGAAGACGGUUCCACAGACCGUGAGGGGCUUUUGUCGGAUUGAAUGUUUUUGAAAUCCAGCUGUCGUCUCCUGGUCCUUCAUGCUCAUCAGCCCCGGCGGUUUUUUGUCUUAUCGUCUGUGUUCAGUCCAGCGCUGUUUGUUUCGUUUAUCUGAAACUGACGACUGAGGUGUUUUCACCUUUUGACACUUAUUGUGUUUUUGAUGGUCGGUAAAAUUGUAACCGAUUCUUUGACCGGCCUAGCACUUCAUAUCGCUGUGUACAUGCCACGCAGUAAACUGCAUGAUUUGUUUGGUUUUUUAAAAACUUAAGUUACGUUUAUUUGCCUUGUUCAUGUGGCGGAGAAUCAACCAGCAAUGAUCAAUUGAAGUAAGAUCAGUGUUACGUCUCUCCAUAAAUUCAAGAAACUGUUGUUUGUCUUAACUGGAGAGCUAAAUACGAGUGUUUCCUCAUUUGGACACAUGGACUAAUGUUGGGCUUCAACUUGUUGAUCUCUGUCUGCCUGGCUAGUUCUGGCUAGCUAGCUAUGUUCCGUGGGAUCCACCACUAAUAGCCUCUAUCAACCCGCUUAUAAAUGCUUGUCCACAUCUGAAAGCCACAUUUCCACGCAUAUUUUCCCGUCUGUUUUGGAUAAUCCCCGGGACAAAAAUGUCAAGCCGACCUCAAGGAGUAGGUGUUAUAGAGAAUUCAUCAGGACAGACCCACUCUGAUGCCAAAGGAGGAGGGCGUAGCAGUGUUUCACGUGUCCGGAGUUUGGUUGCGUCAACGGCGGAAGAGCAGCCUCAAAUAGGGAACUACCGACUGCUAAAGACUAUUGGCAAAGGCAACUUUGCCAAGGUUAAACUGGCCCGACAUGUCCUCACUGGAAAAGAGGUAGCAGUGAAAAUCAUAGACAAGACACAACUCAACUCUUCUAGUCUUCAAAAACUUUUACGAGAAGUGAGAAUCAUGAAGCUUCUGAAUCACCCAAACAUUGUGAAGUUAUUUGAGGUGAUUGAAACAGAGAAGACUCUGUAUUUAAUCAUGGAAUACGCCAGUGGAGGCGAGGUUUUUGAUUACCUUGUUGCUCAUGGAAGGAUGAAAGAAAAGGAAGCGCGUGCCAAAUUUAGACAGAUUGUCUCAGCAGUGCAGUAUUGCCAUCAGAAGUGCAUUGUACACAGAGAUCUCAAGGCUGAGAACCUUUUACUGGAUGCUGACAUGAACAUAAAGAUUGCCGACUUUGGCUUCAGUAAUGAGUUUACAGUGGGCAAUAAGUUGGACACGUUCUGCGGAAGCCCCCCAUACGCCGCCCCUGAACUCUUUCAGGGUAAAAAGUAUGACGGGCCUGAGGUGGAUGUGUGGAGUCUUGGGGUCAUACUCUACACACUAGUCAGCGGCUCGCUGCCUUUCGAUGGGCAGAACUUAAAGGAGUUGCGCGAGCGUGUGUUGAAGGGAAAGUACAGGAUUCCCUUCUACAUGUCCACAGACUGCGAGAACCUGCUGAAGAAAUUUCUUAUCCUCAACCCUACCAAGAGGGGGAGUUUGGAGCAGAUCAUGAAGGAUCGCUGGAUGAAUGUGGGUCAUGAAGAUGAUGAGAUGAAGCCCUACAUCGAACCCCAACCUGACUACAAAGACCCCAGGAGAUCAGAUAUAAUGCUUCAGAUGGGUUUUCUUCAAGAAGAGAUCCAGAACUCCCUCAUCAACCAAAAAUACGAUGAAAUCAUGGCAACCUACCUGCUGCUUGACUAUAGGAAUUCAGAGCUGGACGAAGGUGUCAUCUUGUCGCUAAAACCACGCCCAGGAAGUGAUCUCACAAACAGUAAUGCCCCCUCUCCACCUCAAAAGGUACAGCGCAGCGUGUCGUCCACUCAGAAACCGGUCAGAAGGUCGACAGAUCAGGGCUCGAAAAGGCCUCAGGGAGAAAACAAGUAUACGGUGGAGGAAAGAAAAGGUUCAAGUAGCUCCACCAAAGUUUCACCCAGUCCUGUAAUAUCCAGUGAACGAAAAAAGAGUUCCACACCCUCAACUAAUAGUAUCCUGUCCACGGGAACAAGCCGUAGCAGAACAUCACCCCUAUCCGAGAGAGCUACUCUGGGAGUCCAUAACGGCAAAGACAGCCUAAGCACCCCCGGGUCCCGUGCCUCCACGGCCUCGGCCGGCGCCGUGCUCUCAUCAUCCUCUUCCUCACGCACCCGUCAUUACAAGUCACACUCCACAUCUGCCCAUCCCUGCCCCGCAGACCUGCACACACACGGGCCCAGUGAUCCACCACAAAGAGCACCUGGUGCCUCCCCCUCAGCCCACAACAUCAGCAGCGCAGCUGGGACGGACCAUACCAACUUCCCAAGAGGGGUGCCAACACGCAACACCUUCCACCUCGGCCAGCAGAGGGGCGCACGGGACCAACAGGGUUCUCCGUACCACGGAUCCCCUGCCUCCCCUUCCCUCUCACACGGCAACAGUCAACAGCGACGACCUGUGCCUUCCGGCAUCUUCAGCAAGUUCACAUCCAAGUUUGUGCGCAGAAAUCUGUCAUUCAGAUUCCCCAGAAGGAGCCCCUAUGAAGGAGAGGGUCAAGAGGAGGGGAACAGAUCUAUGCUCAGCAGUGCAGAGAAAUCAGAGAAGACCAGCGUAGGGGUGGAAGACGACAACAAGGACUCCUCCUCCCCGGGAGAUGGGACUUCUCCGGGCGCGCCCGUUUCUUCGCUCAAAGACCAAGCUAAGCCUCGUUCGCUUCGCUUCACUUGGAGCAUGAAGACCACAUCUUCCAUGGAGCCCGGCGAGAUGAUGAAGGAGAUCCGGAAGGUUCUGGAUGCCAACAGCUGCGAGUAUGAGCUGCGAGAGCGCUACAUGCUACUGUGCAUGGCUGGCAACCCAGCCCGCGACGACUUCGUUCAGUGGGAGAUGGAGGUCUGCAAGCUGCCCCGCCUCUCGCUCAAUGGUGUGCGUUUUAAGAGGAUAUCCGGCACAUCUAUCGCCUUCAAGAACAUUGCCUCCAAAGUCGCCAACGAGCUGAAGCUGUGAGGGGAAGGAGAGAUGCAAGUGAAAAGUAGCAUUUUUAAGAGUCUCAGAACAGGGAAGAAGUGGAGAACAUAGCCACUACUCAAACGCAGUGCAAACUGCUGAUAUGGGUUGGUACAGAGAGGAAUCAAAUCAGAUUCAUACAAAUGGGCCCUUCAAUCUUGCAUACCGAGGUUACAAUUUGGAGUUUUGGGCACUUCAGUCAAUGUGAACUCUGUAGGUUCUUGAAUCAUUGUCCUUGAUUGUCAUGAGUAUGUUAAAUCCAGAAAGGCUACAAGUACACAGUUCGUAUUCUGCUGUUUUUUGCUCAGAGACUUGACUGAUUUGGUUGAACUUUGAACUCAUUUUGGUCUUAAUCCCUUCAUAUACUCGCACACAAACACAACUAUUGCCUAUUGGAAAGUAUAAAUGCCAAACUUGAAAAGAGGGAUAGCCAUUAAAUGUAAACCCCCGAGUGUGAGUGGAGGUGGGGCAUUUUUGACCGCUUCAAAGAAAAACACUCUCAAACUUUUGGUGUAUCUCUUCCUCUUAUUCUGUGAACAGGGUUACACCUCACCAUUACUCCGUAAAAGGCCAGCACACUUGAUCAAUACUGUAAAUUGUGGUUAAGGUGAUUUUAGUUCUUAAUCGGCUGGGUUGAGAUUUGCUGCACUGGAAUAGGUGUAUUUCUGUUGCCUUUUUUUUUUUUAUCGAAAUGAAAGGUUUUAUUGUUGUACUUACCAAUGAUUUAUGUUUUAAUAUAAUUCUUAGGAAAAAAUAUAAUUUUUUAAUUAUUAUUAUUAUUAUUAUUAUUAUUGUUUGUGGUCUAGUGUUCUUGAUCGUACUAUGCCUUUGUAUAAAGAAUGUCUGAAACAAGCACCACAGGACUCCCACCAAACUUUUCACUCUUUCCCCGCUUCAUCCCAAAGGAUAAUGGCGCAGCAAGUACUCAAUCACUAGACUAAUGACUCUCUCCGUGCAACCAAUCAUUCCCAUGCCAUUUUAGUGACUAAGGAACUUUGCAUACACCACCCUUCAUCUCAACACCUCAAGCCAAGAACUUUUCACCUCCAUCCUGUCUGGAGGUGGCCUUGUGGCAUUUCUGCUUUGAUGACGCACACUCUAUGAAAAUAUGGCGCGAGUGAAUGUAUGUGGGUGUGAGAGAAAGAUAUAAUGAUAGUGUCAUAUCUGAAAUAACCAAAAGGCUUGCUGAGCUUCAUAUUUAACAAUGCAGACACUGUACUGAUACAUAGCCUUGAGACCAAUAUUGGCUGAAGCCCUAUGAAAUAGGCUUCUGUUUAUACCAAUAUCCUUGCUGUCAUUAUCAAUUUUACUAUUGAUAUUGAUCACUGACAUCAUUCUUUCAAAAGCAGAUCAGUAGUUCAAGCAUACAGGAACCAACCCGGAGCUUUUUUAAGAGUGGAAUGAGUGUGUCUAAAUAAAAGAGGGAGGAAAAGCGUACACUAUGUGCUAGAGUGAAAAGUGUGUAUCCAUCUAUCUCUGCUGAGCUGUACAUGCUUGCAUGCAUCCUCUAGUUGACAUUGGGUACACGGUCACCUCUGUUGUUAUUUAACAGGAGCGGGGUUGGGAUAAGAUCUCCUUAUAAAGCCUAUCACCAGUUUGGGGACAAUUGUGCACAUGUGUGUUUUUAUAUCUUCAUAGAAAAUAAUAAUUAUCUUUUUUGCUGUUCUCAUAAAUUAUCAUUUGUUCAAGGUGCUGGGGAUCCAAUUAUCUUUUAGUAUUAUCAUUUUACUUCAGGGUUGAUUUGUUUUUAUUUACAUGUUUUUCAUUGCUGUAAUUUUAUGAUUUGUGUCUGACUCUUCAAUGUUGGGUUAGGGGGGUGCGAAUAGAGAAAUACACCAAAUGUUUUUGUUUCUUUUUGUGCAACGAUGAUGAUGAAUUAUGAUCAAUGAUAGUAAUAAAAACAAUUACAUUCAAGCUGGUUGUAUUGAAACUGAUGCAACAUGUCUCAACUCUAAAUAUACCAACUUUGUGGUAUCUUUUAAAGAAUUAUCUUAUUUGGUUUACAGUAACCAGUGUUGGGUGUAGUCUGCUUACAAAGAAAUUUGAUAUCAUAACAGAAUUACUUGU
This is a messenger RNA of Xyrauchen texanus (razorback sucker), 5306 nucleotides long. It is a transcript of the gene mark2b, whose product is annotated as MAP/microtubule affinity-regulating kinase 2b. The record is from RefSeq and is a predicted model, not a curated record. The transcript is spliced from 19 exons. Gene Ontology annotation, molecular function: tau-protein kinase activity; ATP binding; protein serine/threonine kinase activity. Gene Ontology annotation, biological process: intracellular signal transduction; microtubule cytoskeleton organization; protein phosphorylation. Gene Ontology annotation, cellular component: cytoplasm. Lineage: Eukaryota; Metazoa; Chordata; Actinopteri; Cypriniformes; Catostomidae. The coding region runs from base 885 to 3239 and encodes 784 amino acids.